Messenger RNA from Conger conger (European conger), 1023 nucleotides. Its product is annotated as trace amine-associated receptor 1-like. The record is from RefSeq and is a predicted model, not a curated record. Gene Ontology annotation, cellular component: membrane. Gene Ontology annotation, molecular function: trace-amine receptor activity. NCBI's taxonomy places the organism in Eukaryota, Metazoa, Chordata, Actinopteri, Anguilliformes, Congridae. The transcript has a single exon. Bases 1 to 1023 code for a protein of 340 amino acids. Gene Ontology annotation, biological process: adenylate cyclase-activating adrenergic receptor signaling pathway.
AUGAAUUUCAGUCAACCUGGAAUGAUUGAACAUUCAGACUUCUGUUACGAGGCUGUGAAUAGAUCUUGCCUGAAGAUCACCUACCCAAUAGUGAUACGGAUUUCACUGUAUAUUUUCCUCAUCACAAUCAUUGUUUUAACUAUCUGUGGCAACAUCCUUGUCAUAAUCUCCAUCACUCACUUCAAACAGCUGCAAACUCCAACCAACUACCUCAUCCUCUCUCUGGCAGUGACCGACUUCCUCCUGGCAGUAGUCAACAUGCCUCCUAGCAUGGUGCGCACAAUUGAGACAUGCUGGUACUUUGGUGACAUGUUCUGUAAGAUCCAUUCAAGUACAGAGGUAAUGCUCUGCACUGUAUCCAUUUUAAAUCUUUCUUUCAUUUCCAUUGAUCGAUAUUAUGCAGUUUGUCAGCCCCUACACUACCAGACCAAGAUCACUACUUGUGCCACAGUGAUCAUGAUAAUGGUCAGCUGGAGUGUUUCUGCCUGUGUUGGCUUUGGGAUGGUGUUUCUGGAACUGAACAUUUUGGGCACUGAAGAGUUUUAUUACAAUAAUGUUGCUUGUGUAGGAGGCUGUGUUCUGUUUCAGACCCAGGCAUCAAGUGCAAUAUCUUCCAUUCUCUCUUUUUACAUCCCUGGGUUCAUUAUGCUGGUCAUAUAUCAGAAAAUCUUCCAUGUUGCACAGAAGCAAGCCCGUUCUAUUCACAGCAUUGCCUGUAACAAUGUGCAAUCUGAAAACAGAAAAAUGGAGCGAAAGGCUACAAAGACCCUGGCCAUUGUUAUGGGGGUUUUCCUGUCAUGCUGGUUACCUUUUUUUAUCUGUAACAUAAUAGAUCCAAUGAUCAGUUAUUCUGUUCCACCUGUUUUGUUUGACACAUUUUUCUGGCUUGGCUAUUUCAAUUCAACGAGUAACCCUAUUGUUUAUGCUUUGUUUUACAAUUGGUUUCGGAAAGCCUUCAAAAUUAUAAUUUUUGGCAAAAUAUUUCAAGCUCAUUCCUCAAGAACAAAACUGUCCUCAGACUGA